Molecule: messenger RNA, 891 nt
Organism: Zingiber officinale
Lineage: Eukaryota; Viridiplantae; Streptophyta; Magnoliopsida; Zingiberales; Zingiberaceae
Product: probable serine/threonine-protein kinase At1g01540
Exons: 3
Coding region: 79-891 (270 amino acids)
Biological process (GO): protein phosphorylation
Cellular component (GO): plasma membrane
Molecular function (GO): protein kinase activity; ATP binding
Source: RefSeq, a predicted model, not a curated record
ACUGAUCCAACUGCUAAGUGCUCAUAUCAAACUGCUUCUCCACUCAUUAGCCUUGAGUACUCCAACCGCUGGGAUCCAAUGACCGAUGAGAGGAGCAGUAUCGGGUCAUCUCAAGAGGCUCCUCAGAUCUAUAGGUUUAACUUGGAGGAGAUAGAAUGUGCUACUCAGUACUUUUCGGAGGUGAAUUUACUUAGCAAGAAAAGCAGCUUUGCGGCAACAUACAAGGGGAUACUACGCGAUGGAACGGAGGUUGCAGUGAAGAGGAUCAACAAGACUAGUUGCAAGUCAGAGGAAGCUGAGUUUCUCAUGGGUUUGAAGGCAUUGACAUUGCUAAGGCAUGAGAACCUAGUUGGAUUAAGGGGCUUUUGUUAUUCAAGAGCAAGAGGAGAGUGUUUCCUCAUUUAUGAUUUUGUUGCAAAUGGGAGUUUGUUGGAAUAUCUAGAUGUCAAAUGCGAUGAGAUUCACAAGGUCCUUGAUUGGUCUGUAAGAGUUUGUAUCAUCAAAGGCAUUGCUAAAGGUAUGGAAUAUCUCCACAGCGACAAACCUAGCAAGCCCUCCUUGCUCCAUCAAAACAUGUCAUCGACAAAAGUCCUCAUUGACCGCCAUUUCAACCCCCUACUCUCCAGUUCUGCCCUGCACAAACUAUUAGCAGACGAUGCCAUUUUCUCCUCUCUCAAAACAUGUCCAUGGUUUAGUUGGAUCAAGCCACCUGCAUGGACUCAAGAACAGUCUGAGUCUGCUGAGAAGAACCUGAGAUCCAGUGAGCUUGUUGUCCCAGCUGAAGACUCCAUAAUCCGGUCCUCCCCAGAAGGCACCGGCAUGCUUGGCCAGGGCUGGAGCAGUGGCGAGCUGGAGGUAGGAGGAAUUUCCAGUUGCAAAGUAGAGCCAUGA